GCGCAGUCCCAGUCCUCUGCUUCUCGAGCGAAGAGCCUGCUGGUGAUCGGACUGUCGCCUGAAGGGAAGAGGCCGAGCCGGCGUUGAUUCAAUUUUACAGCCCAGUCACUCUCUCUGAAGCUCUGAUUAGUCAACCGCCGGAGACGAGGGGGAGAGGAGAAGAAGAGAAGAAGACGCAGAAGAAGAAGAGGAAUAGUGAUGGCUGUGACCGACAUUGCGGAGGAUGACCUGGAUGAGAUGAUGCGCGAGGAAGCGGAGGAUGUUUUCUACGAGGACGGAGUGUCGUCCCGCGUCCCGGAGAUCAUGGCGGCCGGCACCCACUCCCCCGGAGGGCCCAACGGUAUAAUCCGUAGUCAGUCCUUCGCCGGCUUCAGCACGCUACAGGAACGACGCUCGCGGUGUAACUCUUUCAUGGGGAACUCGGCGGUGCAGAAGAAGCCUCAGUCCAAGCCAAAGAAGCCUCACCUGUCAGGACACAAGGGAGGCAGCAGCUCCAGAGAGCCACAGCCUAAAAGACUGGAGGAGGUUUACAAUGCACUCAAACAAGGCCUGGAUGAGUACCUUGAAGUCCAUCAAACAGAGCUGGACAAACUCAUGUCUCUGAUGAAGGACAUGAAGAGGAACUCUCGCCUGGGAGUGCUGUAUGAUCUUGACAAGCAAAUUAAAACCAUCGAGAGGUACAUGAGGCGUCUGGAGUUCCACAUGAGCAAGGUGGACGAGCUCUAUGAGGCCUUCUGCAUCCAGAGCCGUCUGAGGGACGGUGCCAGCCGGAUGAAGCAGGCCUUCUCCUCCUCUCCCUCCACUAAAGGCACCAAGGAGAGCAUCGCAGAGGUCAACCGCCGCUACAAGGAGUACACUGAGAACAUGAGCACGUUUGAGAGUGAACUGGAGAACCUGCUCGGGGAGUUUCAUAUCAAAAUGAAAGGUUUGGCAGGCUUCGCUCGGCUCUGUCCUGGAGACCAGUAUGAGAUCUUCAUGCGGUACGGUCGCCAGCGGUGGAAGUUGAAGGGAAGGAUUGAAGUGAACUCCAGACAGAGUUGGGACGGAGACGAGAUGGUCUUCAUGCCUCUCAUCACCGACCUCAUCAACAUCAAGGUGACGGAGCUGAAGGGCUUGGCCACUCAUAUGCUGGUGGGCAGCGUGAUCUGUGAGACCAAGGAGCUGUUCACUGCCAUGCCUCAGGUGGUCGCUGUGGACGUCAAUGACCUGGGGACCAUCAAACUCAACCUGGAGGUCACGUGGUACCCGUUCGAUGUCGAGGACCUGACUCUGUCGUCUGGAAACGUGAGCAAAGCCACAGCACUCCAGAGACGAGUGUCCGUCUACAGCCAGGGCACACCGGAGACCCCUACCUUCCAGGACACCUCCUUCUUUAAGUGGCGGCCAUAUCCCGUGGAGCGCCAGCGCCUCUCCUUCCUGCACAUGCUCCGAGACACCCUGCUAGAGAAGCUAAGGCGCAGUCGCUCGUUUGGUGACCUGGCCUCACUGCGGCCAAGGCCCAAAUCCAGUCUGGAGGUCUAUUCCACUUUACCAGAUGAUGUCUUCGAGAACGGAGGCUGCGGCGUGGCUGAGUGCAAGCGACUCUCUUUCACCUUCUCUGACACCUCUGGUUCCACGCCCAGCCCCGCCCCAAGCUCCCACUCCCCCGGCCAGUCCAACCCUGAGAUCACAGUCACUCCUCCAGAAAUGGACCAAUCACCUUCACAAAUCCUCCCAACAAGAGAGGACUCUAUCGCUGAGGAGCAUUUAGUGGAGGAAGAAGAAGAAGAGGAGGAGGAGGAGUUUGAAGAGGAUGGGGAGACAGGUAGCAGAGGAAGUAGGCGCACCAGUGCGAGCCUCGCCAGCGAUGAAGCUGAGGCGGCAGAGGACUCUGAGUGGGAGCGCACAGAGUCCCAGCGAAAUUCUGGCUCCAUGUGUGGUUCGGCUGCUCCGUCCCUGUGCUCUGACGGCCACCUGUCUACGGUGGCUCCAGAGGAUGUUUUCUUAGACCACACCGAUGAACUGAAGCCUGUGGAACUGGACACAGAGGAGGCGGGCAGCCUGACUAGGCAGCUCGUGAAGAGGCUGACUUCUUCAGAGAUUGUGCCGCCAAGUGUGAGCUCCACGGAGGGAGGAGGAAACCUGAGCUGGGCAGGAGAGGGGAGCAGGGCUUUCCUGGAGAGCAGCCUGGAGGAGGCCAUCCACAGCCUGCUCAUGAGGCUGGAGUCUCUGACUCACCGCUGCCGAGAGCUGCAGGACCUGGAACAGGAAGUGAUGCGCUUGGAGGACCUGCUAAAGUGCCGUCUCCCGGGUCACCGGAGCCGUUCGUCCAGCCUCAGUCUGACAGUGGAGAGCGCCCUGGAGAGUUUCGACUUCCUCAACACUUCUGACUUUGAUGACGAGGACACCGGAGACGAUAACGCCGUUCUCAGCACCCCCCCACAGAGGUCCCCGCUGUUUGAUGCAGAUGGAGAAAGGAUCAGCAGCCAGCAUCCAGAGGCCAGAGGACACCUGAGUGAAGCCCUGACAGAGGACACCGGGGUGGGCAACAGCGUGGCAGGAAGCCCCCUGCCGCUCACCACUGGGAACGAGAACCUGGACGUGGCGAUCGUCAUCCACCUGCAGUACUGUAAUCACCUCAUACAGUUGUUGACCAGUGGGCUGGGCGUGUGGCAGCGUCGCAGUCUUCUCCUCAAACUGUCCGGACAGACUGAGCUGUUAGAGGAGCUCGCAGAGAUCAGCGCCGACAGACUGGGAGCAAUUACAUCUGCUGCUGAUGUUCUCCCGGGGCUCGCUGAGCGCCCACAGCUAAUGACGCUGUGGUCAGAGUGCAGCGGGUCUGCAGGACUUUUCCACACCACACUGGACAGAGUGUUCAAACACAUGAACCAGCGCUACACAGCAGUGCUGCAGGAGAGACACCCACACAGCGCUGGCACAGUGAUUGGUGUUGUAGUGGGCGAGAUGGUCGACCGGAGAGAUCUGGUGGCGCCACACAGUCCUCCUGCCGCCGAGCUGUCCCAGGACGUCCUGACGGUGUUUCAGUUCCACAGCUACAUCUUUCAGCAUGAAGUGCAGGACAUGGAGACACACCUGCUGCAUCUGGCCAGAGAAGAGGUGUUUGGAGAGGCUCUGUGCAGUGGGGAUUAUUCUCAGUGUCUGGCGGAGCUGGAGGAGGUGCCCGUGUCGUCCCUGUGGCCUAGAAACAGCACCCUGAGGGCCCUGGCCUCCCUGCUCACCGCAGAGGACCCUCAGGUCAACAAGGCAGCAGCCGACUACCUCUGUUCUUCAUCACACAGCCACUUCAGGACCAGAGCAGUGGAGUGCUACACCCACGCGCUGUCAGAGGCUGGAGUUCAGAGCCAGAGGGCGGCAUGUGCAGGUCUCAGCUGUCUGCAGGCAGUGGAGAGCAUUAAGGCGGUGGUAGCACUGUGUGAUUCAGCUGAUGAAGAGCUUCGCCACGUUGCCAUCGAAACCCUGCUCACAUUUGGUGAGGAGGGGCGGCUGGCGUACGAGCAGCUGGACACGGUGCCGGGGGAGAUCGUCCGUCUGGGCACACGGCGAGGAAACGCUGUCACCACUGCCUUCUGAGCCACCGUGCCACCAAAAUACAUCAAACAUUACAUCUCAGCACUGCCCCCUCUCCCUCAGCUACCCCCCACACUGCAAACCUCACAGGGCGGUUAAUGACUGAUCACUUUGUUGAUCUGCUUUUUGGGCACAGACUUUAGGAUCUCCACACUGCCACAUUAGAUCACUAUUCUUACUGAUACUGCCUCCUAAUAGGUAAUAACACCAAACAAACUGUCUUAACCACACAAGACACACAACCUAUACCCUUCCUGCACACACACUUACAGUCCUUGUUCCUCCAUCAUCUCUCAGACACCCCCACACACUCCCCUCCCCUUACUCUCCCUGCUUUCUGAGCCAGGCAGACCGGUCACGUUGAGUUUAACUGGAAAGCACGAAUUCGACUGGACACAAAGCCGCUGAACGCUGCUCCAAAGACUCAAAAACUGUGGAAUUCGAGCAAUCCAUCUUCACCCUUCACACAACCUCCGUCAGCAAGCCACUGCACACAACACUUGUAUCACUUACUCACUGAUUAACCACCUUGAUUGUUACAGUUGUGUCACACAAUAUACUAAGUAUGAUCUUUGUAUAAUCACUGUCUAUCAUUGGAAAUGUUUUCUGGCGCUUUCGGAAGAUUUGCACUGUUGUAAGGCAUGUAAAUAUGGCAUAUUUUACACAACCGGUGUAAUAUAUGUGCUUGUAUUCAAAGUAUAUUUUUAAGUUCUGUUUUCUAGUACGUUCCAUUUUGAGUUUCAGGGAUUCUUGUACGAUUGGAGGUCGGAUGUGCGUUUUUUGUUGCAGGGAGGACCAUUAAUAAGUUGAGAAUGGAAGUGAUGUUGUGGUUAAAAAGCCCUACUUUAACAGCAGUUUACAGUCUCAAACAGGUUUUGAUCUCAGCGAUCUGUCAGUGGAGGAAAAGGAAAAACUGAAGGGUGGAGGUGAAACAGGUCACAGCAAAGUGCCCACGUUUCACUCACUCGGCAGUUCAUAUCAGAGUACUGCAGUUGAAUAAGUGCAAUUUUUCUGUAUAUACGUGACUCUUUUGCACCUCGCUGACAUCAGAAGACAUUUGAUGAAGUCAGCUUUGACCAUUUGAGCCUUGAUGUGGUCGAGCACGCAGGUGUCCACAAAUACACUCUUUUGUAAAUUUAUUUUUCCUACCAGGUACAGAGCAAGUCCAGGGCAAUAAAUUUGGUUUAGGGUCGUGAUCGUGCACUUUCUCAAUACCUGUACAGAGAGGAGGAUCCUUCAAGCUAAGUAAAGGCCUCAGUUUUGGCUAACUGCACAUUUAUACAGUUUGUGAGCUAAUGGCAGGAUAAGAAAUGAAGCUUUUCUUGUGAGAAGCUGCAGAAUGAAGUGUUUUGUUUUGGGUCUGUUUUAUUCCCUCCAUCCUAACUGUACUGUGGGAAAACUGACCCGAGGGAAGCGCCUAAUUCCAACUUUUCUCAUUGUAACUGUACUACUGAGUCUUGUGCUGCUGCACGAUGACAAAACUCACAUAUGUUCACACAUCUUAUUUAUUAUUUACUUGUAAUUCUAAUAUUCUUUGGAGUUAUACUGUAAUAGUGCAGAUGACAUUGUUAUGUAAAUGAAAUGUAUAUUUAUGUUCUACUUUGGAUCAGGUCUAGUGUUUGAAAUAUUGUUUAUCAUUUAAAAAGGCUUCCAUGUUGUUAUCAUGCAAAUGAUCUCAUGCUUAACUUUAAUUGGAGUUUAUUUUGAAGGAAUUAUAAUAGAUGAAUCAUUAUUUUGGAGAAGAUUAAGAUUUGCUAAUAGUUUAAUAAUAUUAUAGAUUUCUUUUCCCUAAAAGGUCCAUAAUGGGACAAUAUAUAUUAGAAAUGUUACUUUAUUACUUAGAUUUACUGUAACCAAAGGAAGAUUUAAUUUUAAAAUUUUAUUAAGUGAUCAUAAUUCAUAAAUGAGAAUGUAUUUUCAAUACAACGUUUGCAUUUUGGCCAGAAUACACAGACUCAUCUUUAAAAGCACAAUUUAAAAACAAGACAAACCCAUGAUAUAUGAAUCUUAUUUGGUUCUAACUGCACAGUCCAAAAGCCAUAUUGAUUAAAAGCAAGUGGUGAUAUUUUUAUGAAAUGCAUUUUUUUUCUUUUGUAUUAAAUUGUGUAAAUGUGUGAAGUUAUUACUAAAAGCUAAAGACUUUUUUUUUUCUAUACAGCCUUUUGCAAAACACGGUCCACAUUUUAAGUAACAGUUACUUUUAUUUCUUCCAUGAUGUGUAUAGCAUUACAGUAUUUUGGUAAAAAUACCUAAUUCAUCCACUCAUUCAGUGUUCUUCUUAUUCUUUUAGUAUUCGAGUGAGCUACUUUUGCUUACAGAAAUCUGCAGUUUACCAGUGUUAAAUCAAGUUGAUUCAUUGGCUGUUCAAUCCCUAAUCACCACAAAGUACAAGUUGUCAAAAUGUGCACAUCUUUAAUUAUUUCCAGACUUUCCAUAACUUGCUACACUUUGCUGAAAUGUAUCUUUUUCACUAAAUUGAUCUUAUUCAUCUCUGUAGUCAAUAGCUUCGGUACUGAUCUGUUUAGUUGCAUACUACACUUCUCCAUUGUGGUUAGCAGUAUUUCCUCUGCUCAUCAAAGGUUGCAAUAAAGUUUAUUUUUGCAUAAUUAAAA
Centropristis striata (black sea bass) is the source of this 6179-nucleotide messenger RNA. It is a transcript of the gene ripor2, whose product is annotated as RHO family interacting cell polarization regulator 2. The transcript has 23 exons. The record is from RefSeq and is a predicted model, not a curated record. The coding region runs from base 199 to 3570 and encodes 1123 amino acids. Lineage: Eukaryota; Metazoa; Chordata; Actinopteri; Perciformes; Serranidae.